This is a messenger RNA of Trichomycterus rosablanca, 3531 nucleotides long. It is a transcript of the gene fdft1, whose product is annotated as farnesyl-diphosphate farnesyltransferase 1. The transcript has 7 exons. The coding region runs from base 92 to 1462 and encodes 456 amino acids. Gene Ontology annotation, cellular component: endoplasmic reticulum membrane. Gene Ontology annotation, biological process: farnesyl diphosphate metabolic process; cholesterol biosynthetic process. The record is from RefSeq and is a predicted model, not a curated record. Gene Ontology annotation, molecular function: squalene synthase [NAD(P)H] activity. Lineage: Eukaryota; Metazoa; Chordata; Actinopteri; Siluriformes; Trichomycteridae.
UUGUAGAUCAGUUGUAUUACUGCGCUCUGUGUAGACCUCGCGACUUCGAGAUUUGUACUUCCCUAACUGCUAUGACUUGUUGAAGUUGCAUAUGGCAGGAGUUUGUUGCAAAAGCACGGCGCCCUUCUCCAUGUUUAAGCGCAGUUUGUCGGUGAGAGGUUCGGCCUCGUCUCCGCGAACCGCGCACAUACCGACCGCGAGGAGAAGAGGCGCUCAUGAGGGCUGUGUUGUGCUCCACCGUCCGCUUCAUUUUAAUAACGCUGUCUGCGUUCACCGACACUCAGCGCAUUUGUUCUUCUCUUCUGGACAGGAAUCCAUGAGCGAGAGUCUGAGGACCUGCUACGUUUAUCUGAACCAAACCAGUAGAAGUUUUGCAGCAGUGAUUCAGGCCCUCGACGGAGAACUGCGACAUGCAGUGUGUAUAUUCUAUCUGGUUCUCCGAGCUCUGGACACUGUGGAAGAUGAUAUGACGAUUCCUCUGGAGAGGAAGGUUCCACUACUGCAUGACUUUCACACUUUCCUCUACCAACCAGACUGGUGCUUCACUGAGAGCAAAGAGAAAGACAGACAAGUUCUAGAAGAUUUUCCCUCGAUUUCAGUCGAGUUCAGAAACCUGGGCCCGGAAUAUCAAGAUGUUAUUACGGACAUUUGCCAUCGAAUGGGGGUCGGCAUGGCGGAAUUCCUUGAAAAGAAAGUUGGCUCAAUGCAGGAGUGGGAUAAGUACUGUCACUACGUGGCUGGUCUGGUAGGCGUGGGUCUGUCUCGCCUCUUCUCUGCAUCACAGCUGGAGGAUCCCGAGGUGGGACGUGACGCUGAGCUAGCCAACUCCAUGGGUCUCUUCCUACAGAAGACGAACAUCAUCAGAGACUACUUGGAAGACCAGCGGGAGGGACGCGUCUUUUGGCCAGAGGAGGCAUAUAGUAAGUUUACCUCUCGUCUGGAAGACUUUUGCCAGCCACAACACCUGAGCUCCGCCCUGGCCUGCCUCAAUCUGCUGGUGACCGAUGCCCUACGCCAUGUUCCUGAUGUCAUUGCCUACCUGUCCCGCCUUCGCAACCAGAGUGUCUUCAACUUCUGUGCCAUCCCACAGGUGAUGGCCAUAGCGACACUUUCAGCCUGCUACAACAACCCACAAGUGUUCCAGGGGGUGGUGAAAAUCAGGAAGGGACAGGCUGUGACGUUAAUGAUGGAAGCCACCAACAUGCAAGCUGUGAAGAGCAUCAUUGCACAAUACAGCCAGGAGAUCCUCCAGAAAGUCUCGCCGUCUGAUCCAUCCAGGGCUGAAACGCUGCAAAUCCUGGACGUGAUCCAGGAAAAGACUCUUUCCGAGGCAACACUGCCCUCGCGCGCCCAUCCCUUCUCACCGGUGUAUUUUUCUGCAGCCAUGCUUUUAGCUGCUCUCAGCUGGCAGUAUCUUAAUGCCACACAGUCUCCAGGCACCGCUGACAUGCAGGGGAGCUGAAUCGGUCCUUCUUAGCAACAAACCUUCAUCCGAAUCGAGCGAACGGGCACAUCAGAUGUUCGUCUUGAGCCGCAUAGUGACGUUUGCAUACGUGUGUUAUCUUUACCCACAGACGUUAUCCAGUCCAGUGUAACUUGGCACCGUUUACAUUUGUAUUUCCGGCAACAUCAGCGUGGGUGCCGGACAGCACCAGGAUCCAGGGUACCUUAGCUCUGUCACCUUUUUGUAUGUUCUUUCUGUGUCAGUGUUGGUUACCCUGCAGUUACUUUCAGAUGUGCAAAGUAAGCCUGGAUGGAUGGGUACCUUGUCCAGGGUGUGUUUUUGCCGUCGCCCUGAUCAUAAUCAGGCUCAGGGUCAAUAAAAAUAAAUAAAUAAAUAAAUAAAUAUUUAGCAUUCUCUUCGGUCAUACAUGUUCUAUUCUAAAUGAUGCAGAAAUGUCACUUUAAUUUUAGCAUUAGCUGGUUAGCUUUGUUUGACAAUUUCUCUCUGGUAGUGAUAUUGGCCAAUGUUUCCUUAUGGCUGAUUAGAUAGUUUUGUUUAGGGAAACAUGUACAGCUAGCUAAUGUUUUUUAUUGACUGCUUUAAUUGAACUCCUUUUCAACUCUGAGUCAGUUGUUGUGUGGGAUUGUUGUGACAGGAUUAGCUAUGGGUAAGACUCAGGACCACCACAGGGCAGGUAUUAUUUAGGUGGUGAAUCAUUCUCAGUCCAGCAGUGACCGUGAGGUGUUUAAAAACACCAUCAGCAUUGCUGUGUCUUAUCCACUUAUACCAGCACAACACACACUAUCACACCACCACCAUGUCAGUGUCACUGCAGAGCUGAGAAUGAUCCACCACUGAAAUAAUACAUAUAUAUAUAUAUAUAUAUCUAUGAAAGAUGGAGGCUCUAGCUGCCUUGAAGAAAUUGUAAAUGGAAAAUGUUAUAUAUUUAUCAUAGUAAAUAAUGUAUAUUUUAUAAUACAUAGUAUAUGAUUUAUAUUUUAUAUAAUAUACUUCAAGCAGCGCUAAAACUAAAUGCAGCUAUACCCACUGUUUUUGACCUCUCUGAAAAUUGGAAGAGUUUACCACACAGCACAGGCAAAACCAAAUCUUAAAUUUGACAGUGUUAGAAAUAGACUUACCAUUUUAUAAGUGUUUUGAUGAGGUAUUAUGGUGAUAUGUAUAGAACUGAAUGAAAAUAUACAAUAAGACGUUUAAAAAAAGCAGGACAGUAAGAAUAUCACGCACUCACUUUCUUAACCACUUAUCCAACUGGGGUGUGUGUGUGUGUGUGUGUGUGGACUCCGCACAGAAAGGACCCGGACCGCCCCGCAUGGGGAUCAAAUCCAGGACCUUUUUGCCGUGAGGUGACAGUGUUACCCACCAAGCCACCGUGCCGCCCAGUAAGAAUAUCAAUGCACUUUAAAAGUACAAUGAAUGACAAAGAAGAGAUCCUCAGCCAAUUCGAACCUAACCUCUCACUCGAAGCGCAGAAAAUCAAACUAAAGCUCUGUUAUUUUGGACACAUUAUGAGAAGAACCACACCUGGAGGUGUUGAAAAUACUUUAAAAGAGGAAGAGGACGACAGGCACAAAGAUAAUUGGAAACAAUAACCACUAAAAUUAUCUAUUGCGAAGCCUAAAAACUUAAACAGAAGUCAGGAUGAUAUGGAGAAACACUAUCCAUAUGGUCACCAGGAGUUGGAAUUAAUGGCACUUAAUUAAUAAUAAUAGCUGAGCCUUUGAUGAAUCUUCCUUUUUAUACCCAAUUAUUAUACCCUCAGUAUUCAAUCACCAGUUCACCUGUUUAUUGUAGAAUUUUUUAACACAGUGUAAUGGAAAAGUUCCUAAAAACAGUUGACUUUUAUUUUGCCCAACCCAAUGUUUAUAAAUAAAAAGUGUAAGUUUGUUUAUAUAAAAAAAUAAAUAAAACCAGUCACACUGAAACUGUCUUUGUUGUCGCCAGUGCUGUUGUAUAAGUUCUAUAAGUUUGUACAUAAUCAAAUGCAAAAUGAUAGAUUUGUAAGUUUUUAUUCAGAAAGGAAUUAAAGUGUAAAAUCUUUAAAAAAAGAAAUAAAAUGUCAUAAAUCA